Fonticula alba is the source of this 2715-nucleotide messenger RNA. RefSeq lists its product as hypothetical. Gene Ontology annotation, biological process: peroxisome organization; long-chain fatty acid import into peroxisome; very long-chain fatty acid catabolic process. Bases 1 to 2715 code for a protein of 904 amino acids. NCBI's taxonomy places the organism in Eukaryota, Rotosphaerida, Fonticulaceae. Gene Ontology annotation, molecular function: ATP binding; long-chain fatty acid transmembrane transporter activity; ATP hydrolysis activity. The transcript has 11 exons. The record is from RefSeq and is a predicted model, not a curated record. Gene Ontology annotation, cellular component: peroxisomal membrane.
AUGACGCACACAAGCGGCGUCAGCUACCAGGCGGUGGCGUCAGACGAUGACCAUGCUGGGUCUUCACUGCUCGCCUACUAUCCCGCCGAUCAGGCGCUCGUCAGCAAAGACGGUGCCGGCCCGGAGUCCGGUGCCGCGCCGGCCGCCAGUCCGGCCGAGCCCAAGCGCUCCUUCAACCUGGCCACGCUGAAGGUGAUGUUCCGUCUCAUUGGUAUCGGCAUGAGCCGGACCGACGACAACUGGGCCCUCGGCUUCUACCUGGUGGCCAUCAUGACCGCUCUGCUGGAGCAGGUGUUUGUCUACUUUGUGGGUAUGGUGCCAAGCACCAUGUACAUGUCCCUCGUCGGGCGUGAUUUGGACAUGUUCCUCCAUGCCACGGUCAGUGGCUUGGUGAAGGUGAUGCUGGUUGCUGUGACCAUGACCGUGUCGUCCCUGCUGCGCGACAUGCUGGUGGUGCACAUGCGCCGGCGGCUGACUCGCUACCUGCAUGAGCGCUACUUCCGUGCCCACAACAUCUUUGGCAUCCUGCAAAAGACCGCCAUCGACAAUCCCGAUCAGCGCAUCACCACUGAUGUCCAGCAGUUUUGCGAGCAAACCGGCGAGGUCCUCUCGAAGGUAGUCAUCUGGCCGGUGCUCGUCGGCUAUUACACCUACCAAUCGGCGGUCAUCACUGGCUACUAUGGGCUGCUCCUCAUCUUCCUGUUCUUCCUCAUCUCGGCUGUGGUGAACAAAGUCAUCGCCGGCAUCUUGGUUCCCAUGUUCUACGAGCAGGAGCGCCGUGAGGGUGACUUCCGAUACCUGCACGUGCGCCUGCGCAGCUACUCCGAGUCGAUCUGCCUUGCGGCUGGCAUCGACUACGAAAGCGAGCUCGUGGAUCGGGCCCUGAACAACCUGAUCUUCCUGCUGGUGCGCCUGGCACAGCGGCGUUCCAUCGUCAACCUCUCGAAGAACACGGUGUCCUACUUGGGCUCGAUCGUGAGCUACAUUGUCAUCGGCAUUCCGCUCUUCACCACGUCCAUGUAUGACGACCUGGACCCGGAUGCGCUGUCGGCCCUGAUCAGUCAGAGCUCCUUCAUCAACAUGUAUCUGAUCUUCAACCUGACAGAGCUGUUGGCUCUGACUGACAGCUUCGCCGCCCUCGGCGGGUAUGCCCAUCGUGUGGAGGAGCUCAUCGACAGCCUCGCCGAACUGGAGAAGGGAGCCGCCACCGAGGAGGCAUCUGCCACUGGUGGCAAGUGCUCCGCCAUGAGCGGGUCCCUCACGUGUGAUAGCUCCUCCGACGAGUCGCUCGCCAGUGCCGACCGGCAGUAUGCCCCGAUUGCCGAUGCCCACCAGAGCAGCUUCUAUCCGCCGGCCGACGAACACAGCGUCAACUUUAGCGACCACACCUCCAUGUCAAGCAGCCACGCGGAGAUCGGCAGCGAUGUUGUUUUCGCCGCUCGAGAGGUUUCACUCAGCCCGCCAAUCAACCACGCGGCAGUGGCGGCGGCAGCGGCCACGGCCACCGGCGCGGGUGCCGCCCAUGGCAACUGUCUGGACACCACGCCGGCCAAGAAUCCGCCUCUCUUCUCGGCCCUCAAUGUGGAGCUGACCCGCGGCAAGCACCUGGCGAUUGUCGGUCCUCCGGGCUCCGGCAAGUCGUCUCUGCUGCGUGCGGCGGUUGGACUUUGGCAGCCGGACCAUGGUGAAAUCCAAGUGCCCGAACUGGAGACCUGCUCGCUGCGCAAGCAGCACCGCCUGAAGGCCACGCAGCGGGGCCAGGUGUCCCCGACGACCGAGCCACCCACCGAAGUCACCCCCCUGUCGGCGGCCCAGGAUGCCGGGGCUCCUCCACACGUGAAUGUCCUCUUCCUGCCCCAGGAGCCGGUCCAGGUGGUUGGCGAUCUGCGCGCGCAAAUUGUCUAUCCUCUCAGCCCAAUCCAAUAUCCGGGCAUCCUCCCUGCUCCCUCUCGAUAUGUGUACAUCGACAACCUGACGGCAGUUCUGCCAGCGUCCCUCAGUCACCCGCGGGGUGCCGACGAGGAUGCGUAUGCCGAUGCCGAUGCGGUUCUUCGUUUCAGUCUCGUGGCCAAGUCCAUGCUGGUCGACCUGCUGGAGCGUGUGGGUCUGUCAUACCUGCUCCAGCGCUCCGGGUCGGAGCGCACGUUGGCCUGCGAUACCGGAGCCAAGGUGCCUUGGUCGCUGACAAUCAAGGCAGCCCCGACACCAGGUGCAGCCACGACCUCGGCGGGCCGUACUGCGCCGGCCACCCUGACGGCGUCCUUCUCGCAGCGUCUGUCCCCGGGCGAGCGGCAGAAGCUGGCCUUUGCUCGAGUUCUCUUCCACAAGCCGCGUCUGGUGCUUUUGGACGAGGCAACAAGCUCGCUGGAUCGCCACUCCUCGGCCAAGCUGUACGAGGAGCUCUUCCGGGUGUAUGGGGGGUCUGUCGGCGGCACUCCCCAUUCUCCUGGGCCGCUGGAUGGCAAGGGCGCCACCCUCCCGGAGGGGGGUUAUGGCGCCGCGGCCGACCCGCAGCUGCGUAGUGCCCACCACGCCGGCCCAAGCGGCACCAUCAUCAGUGUGGUGCACAAUCGCACGUUGGUGCCCUUCCACUCGCACGUCCUGGAGCUUGGAGAGGGCAGCCGCCCGGCCUCCGGUGGGGCGGCUUCCGGAUCCAACUGGCGCCUGUCCACCCUGGCUGCCUUCCAAGCAGCGUCCAUGUCUGAUGGUUUCUGA